This is a messenger RNA of Camellia sinensis, 1266 nucleotides long. RefSeq names its product NAD(P)-binding Rossmann-fold superfamily protein. Lineage: Eukaryota; Viridiplantae; Streptophyta; Magnoliopsida; Ericales; Theaceae. Gene Ontology annotation, cellular component: endoplasmic reticulum. Gene Ontology annotation, molecular function: oxidoreductase activity. The record is from RefSeq and is a predicted model, not a curated record.
GGCCAACAAACGGCUACGCAUUUACUCAGCUUCUUUGGAAUCACCGUCAAUUCAAUUCAAUACACAAAAGCAAUCAAAUACAACUACUAGCUCACCCAUGCAUCCACCACAACAAACAUCUCUCUCUCUAUAUAUAUAAUAUAAUGUAAUAUAAGAAUAAUAAUCAGUAAUUUCAUUAUUCUCUAUCAUUCUAUUAUUCUCGAUCAUGGAGUCGUCAUACAACAAACAGGUGGUCCUCAUCACAGGCUGUACCACUGGCGGCAUAGGCCACGCGCUCGCACGAGCCUUCGCCGCCGAGAAAUGCGUGGUGGUGGCGACGAGUCGGUCUCGGUCGUCCAUGGCGGACCUGGAAGAGGACUCAAGGUUCUUCCUUCAAGAGCUCGACGUGUUGUCCGAUGAGAGCGUCCAAAACGUUCUCUCCAAUGUUCUUCACGAGUUUGGACGCAUCGAUGUCCUCGUCAACAAUGCUGGGGUCCAAUUCGUAGGACCUCUUGCUGAGAUCCCUCUUUCUGCAAUUCAAGCUACUUUCAAUACCAAUGUUUAUGGUACCAUGAGAUUGAUACAAGCUGUGGUGCCUCACAUGGCCUCUAGAAAGAAGGGAAAGAUUGUAAAUGUGGGAAGUGUUUCUGUUUUGGCCCCUCCACCAUGGGCAGGUGCUUACACUGCAUCUAAGGCUGCUCUACAUGCACUAACUGAUUCCUUGAGAUUGGAACUUAGGCCAUUUGGGAUCGAUGUUAUCAAUGUUGUCCCAGGAGCCAUUAGAUCAAACCUAGGAAAUUCUGCUGCAGCUAGCUACAGUCGAAUGCCUGAAUGGAAAUUAUACAAGCAAUUCAAUGAAGCAAUCCGAGCAAGAGCCUACUUCUCACAGGGCGCAAAGUCAACCCCUUCUGAAGAGUUUGCGAAGAAGACAGUAGCAGCAGUGCUGAAAAAGAAUCCACCAUCUUGGUUCUCUUAUGGCCAUUACUCAACCAUAAUGGCAAUCAUGUACCAUCUUCCACUAUUUGUUAAAGAUUUCAUUCUUAGGAAGGCAAUGAAAUGUUAGAAUUUGUAAUUGAACAUACAAUAAUGCUGUGUUGUCAGAUUUCAUUAUUAGUAAGGCAAUGAAAUGUGCUGCACUCUCAAGUCCUAACCGAACUGAGGUUCAAGUCCCCUUCCAGGUGCUUUAUAUAUGCAUAUAAUGCAUAAUGUACACAACACAGUGUAUUAUAUUCUGAUUGAUGGUAUAGUGCUGAUAUACAAACAGAAAAGCCGUACAUAAAUUUCAUA